AUGAGGAUAUCGUUUUGUCUACUCCUUGCGACUGUCGCACUGGCUGGUCCUGCUCCGGUGACACAUGUCGACACGAACGGUUCUGGUGUUCUCGACAAGCGUAUCGUGACGAUCACGGUCGACACGCCCGCCGGCUCCAUCGUCGGGCGACAAGAUAUGCUGACGGAGGACUUCAACGGGAUCCCCUUUGCAGAGCCGCCUGUGGGUAAAUUGCGACUUCGACCACCAGUGCGCCUGAACUCAACGUUGAACAACUUUGAUGGCACUUCAUACGCGCCGGCAUGCCCUCAGUUCAUCGCUCCGACACCGUCCGACCAGUCCCCGUUCCUGGAGCGUGUCAUGGGGUCGCUCGUUGACAGCCCUUUCGUCAAGCGCGCUCUCAAGGUCAGCGAGGAUUGCUUGAACCUGAACGUCAUCCGGCCGAGAGGCGUCAAGGCAGGCGACAACCUACCAGUGUUGUUCUGGAUGUACGGUGGCGGGUUCUCACUCGGCUGGAACUCGAUGUACGACGCGAGCGGCAUGGUCGCAGAGGCCGCCGCAGUGGGCAAGCCCAACUACCGCGUUGGCGCUUGGGGCUGGCUCGCUGGCAAGGAGAUGAUGGAGGAUGGGUCGACGAACCUUGGGCACCUGGACCAGCGCAUGGGUCUGGAGUGGGUUGCGGACAACAUCGCGGCCUUCGGCGGCGAUCCAGCCAAGGUAACGCUAUGGGGCGAGAGUGCAGGCAGCAUCUCCGUCUUCCACCACAUGGCAGCCUACGACGGCGAUAACACAUACAAGGGCAAGCCGCUGUUCCGAGCGGGCAUCAUGAACUCGGGUUCGAUGAUGCCUCUGGAGCCGGUGGACUCGCCUCGCGCACAGUCCAUCUUCGACGCCGUUGUGUCGCACGUCGGCUGCUCCGGCGCUGAGGACAAACUAGAGUGCCUCCGCGCCCUGUCGCUGGAGGACUUCAUGCUGGCUGCAAACGCACAGCCGGGCCUGCUGUCGUACACUGCCGUUGCUGUGUCGUACAUGCCUCGCGUGGACGGCAAGUUCCUGACACGCACGCCGCACGAGAUCGUCAAGGCUGGGACGUACGCGCCUGUUCCCUUCAUUCUCGGCGAUCAGGAGGACGAGGGCACGCUGUUCUCACUGUUCCAGAGCAACAUUUCAUCCACGACUGAGGGAAUCGUAGGCUACCUCUCGGAUCUGUACCUGCCCGCGAUGCCGAUCGAGAAGGUGCGCGAGCUCGUAGAAGCGUACCCGCAGUCAAUCAGCGCCGGCUCGCCCUUCAACACGGGCAUCUUCAACGAGGUUUACCCCGGCUUCAAGCGUCUCGCAGCCCUCAUGGGCGACUUCAGCUUUACGAUCACACGCCGCCUGUUUCUCGAACACUGCACGGCCAACCAUCCCGACGUACCGGCAUGGUCCUAUCUCGCAUCCUACGCCUACGGCACGCCAGUGCUGGGAAGUUUCCACGCCUCAGACCUCGUGCAGGUCUUCUUCGGCGUGCUGCCCAACUAUGCCUCAGUCAAUGUGAGGAAGUACUACGCCAACUUUGUGUGGAACCUCGACCCGAAUGAUGCGAGCGGCGGCACGGGCGGUAACUCGCAGGUCAACUUCCAGUGGCCCCGCUGGACAAACAAUAGCCGCGUGCUCGUCAACUUUUACCGUCUGUUCUUCAGACACAUCGCCGACGACUUUAGGAGUAACGUCUUCGAUGUCAUCAAGCGCAACGCGGACUACUACAUGGGCGGGUAG
Trichosporon asahii var. asahii CBS 2479 is the source of this 1737-nucleotide messenger RNA. Its product is annotated as sterol esterase precursor. The coding region runs from base 1 to 1737 and encodes 578 amino acids. The record is from RefSeq and is a predicted model, not a curated record. Lineage: Eukaryota; Fungi; Basidiomycota; Tremellomycetes; Trichosporonales; Trichosporonaceae. The transcript has 3 exons.